AUGACUGGGACUCAGAACCUUCCUUCCUCUCCCACGCAAAGUCGCAGUAAGAAGACGCUGUUGGUUACUGACCCCCCGAAAUUUGACCUGGAAUCAUACAUACAAAACUACCAAGGACGAACCAGAUUUGAACGGCUCCUCCAGAUUGGCCUUUGCUCAACUUUCCUCGGAGUCGACGCUCUCAGGCUUGCGGUCAAGGAGGCAAAGCAGGGCAAGGACACCAAGCGAUACAUACAAGCACAAGGUCAUCUGCAAACGAUAGGCCCGAAUGAACCUGAAUCUCGGAGGGACCAAGCAUGGAUCGAAGCUACGGACAAGAAGAACCAGGCAGAGACAACCCGCCUCCAAACCGAGCUGAAUGGAUACAAACAUAAUCUUAUUAAGGAGAGCAUUCGUAUGGGCAAUGAGGAUCUUGGCAAGCAAUACCAGGCGAUGGGCGAUCUCCCAAAGGCAUCCGAAGCUUUUAGUCGUAUGCGACAAGACAUCAGCAUUUCGAAGCAUAUUGUAGACGUCAGCCGACACCUUAUUGAAGUAGCUACCGAGCAGAGAAACUGGAUGACAGUCACUUCCAAUGUGCAGAAGAUCAGAGGUAUCCUUUCGUCUUCAGACGAGGACAAGUCCAUCCUCCCAUAUCUCCAGGCUGCAGAGGCGUUGGCUUGUUUCGAAAAUGGAGAUUACCGUAAUGCUGCUCUUGUAUUCCUUGGCACUGAUACAGGACUGGGUUCGACCGCUGCGACGAUUAUCAGCCCCAACGAUGUCGCCAUUUAUGGUGGCCUUUGUGCUCUUGCAAGUAUGGACCGGAAUGAGCUGCAAAAGAAGGUGCUUGAGAACUCGAGCUUCCGAACAUACCUGGAACUGGAGCCGCAAAUUCGACGUGCCAUCGCGUUCUUCGUGAACAGCAGAUAUACUGCUUGCCUAAAUGUCCUGGAAACAUACCGGGCGGAUUACCUCCUGGACAUCUACCUGCAGAAGCACUUUGAAGAACUCUAUCAUUUAAUUCGCAGCAAGAGCAUUGUUCAGUACUUCAUUCCUUUUUCAUGUGUCACUGUCGAUAGCUUGAAUCAGGCUUUUGCUCCACCGGGAAAGACUGUAGACAAGGAGCUAGCAAUGAUGAUCCAAAAUAACGAGCUCAAUGCAAGAAUCAAUACCAUUGAAAGGCUCCUCGAGGCAGUCCCUUCCAACCCCCGAACCGAACUCCAACGAGGUGCUCUUCAGAUAACCGAUGACUAUGCCCGCGAGGCGCGCCGCCGAAUCAUGCACAUGAAUGUGUCGAUGGCAGAUCUGGAAGUCAAGGGAAAGCGUGGCACCGGACACAACAACAUGGGCCUUUCAGACGACCUAUUCGGUGAACCGGUGGGUCGGGAGCUGCGGUCGAGAGGCGCUGGCUCGACCAUGUUAUCGUGA
Molecule: messenger RNA, 1404 nt
Organism: Lachnellula hyalina
Lineage: Eukaryota; Fungi; Ascomycota; Leotiomycetes; Helotiales; Lachnaceae
Gene: csnA
Product: COP9 signalosome complex subunit
Exons: 5
Coding region: 1-1404 (467 amino acids)
Cellular component (GO): COP9 signalosome
Source: RefSeq, a predicted model, not a curated record